UGAGCCAUGACGGGAACUCCAACAUGGUUUUUUUUCCCCCAGCACAAGCAAGCAGCUCUCCAAUUUUCUGCAGACAUUGACUGGGUGUCAAAUUCAACUUGACUCUGAUUCUGUCAACCUAGAGAUGGCAUCAGAUUCCACAGGUCAAGGGCUUAGUCCUGCAAGAUAGUCCCCACUUCAUAUGCCACACCAUGUUGUCCCCUGUGCCUCUGACCACUUGGGGGUUCCCAUGACCCCCUCCUCUGUUUGGAUUAAUCUGCUAGAGCAGUUCAAAGAAACUGGUUUGCUUACUGGGUCCCUGUCUUACUACAAAAGAUUUUAAAGCAUAUGAAUGAGCAGCCAGAUGAAGAGAUGCACAAGGUGGAGGUUGGAAGUGUUCCAAACACAGGUGCUUCUGUCGCUGAGGAGUUUGGAGCCUGGCAUGUGGAAGCUUUCUGGCUCACCAGCCUGGAAGAGCUUGGAAACCCCUUCUUUUGGGCUUUCGUGGAGGCUCCAACCCUCUAUCCGUGGUUGGUUUCCUAGCAACCAUACCACCAUUGUUAUGGGACUUUGAGUAGUCACCUCAUCACCGUAAGCUCAGUGCAGUUGUAAGAGGCUUGUUAUGAAUAACAGGACACCCCUUUCACCUUCAUGACUCUGAAACAGUUUUAGGAACUGAGGGCAAAGGACCAAAUGUUGAAACAAAAGACGCUCUUAGGAAAUUCUAAGUGUGCUGGGACAAAAAUCCAUAUAUGUAUUUAUUAUAAAGCACAGUACCGCAACUUCCCUCUCAUUCCUUUCGUAUUUCUCGUAAUAGCUGCACUUGGGAGGAGCUCGGCAAAUGCUGGGGUGAGGACCGUAGGCGAAUGGGUGAAGUGGGGCGUUUAACAGCUCUAGUUGGAACCAGAGCGUUCUCUUUCCUACUAACUGCCUGGUUUUCGUCGGAAGACUCGCUCUGGAGAUGUCAUUGCCUUGCACUCAGAAGAGCUGCCGUGACAGUAUUACAGGUGGAAGGAGGUCCAUAUCUUUUUCUCCCGGUGCCUCAGGUGUCUGUGGAAGUGGAGGCAACAGUAAGAAGCAGCUUCUCCUGCAGGACAUAGCUGAGCUGAUUAAAACCAGAGCCUGCCGGCGGGUGGUGGUCAUGGUAGGGGCCGGCAUCAGCACGCCCAGCGGCAUUCCAGACUUCAGAUCUCCAGGGACUGGCUACUACAGCACCCUCCAAAGCUACGACCUCCCCUACCCCGAGGCCAUUUUUGAGCUCUCAUUUUUCUUCCACAAUCCCAAGCCGUUUUUCACUUUCGCCAAGGAGCUGUACCCUGGGAACUAUAGGCCUAACACUGCUCACUACUUCCUCCGCCUGCUGCAUGACAAGGGGCUGCUCCUGCGGCUCUACACCCAGAACAUCGACGGGCUUGAGAGAGCGUCUGGCAUCCCUGCCUCAAAGCUGGUUGAAGCUCAUGGAUCCUUUGCCUCUGCCACCUGCACCGUUUGCCGAAGACCCUUCCCAGGGGAGGACUUCUGGGCCGACGUGAUGGUGGACAGCGUGCCGCGCUGCCGGGUCUGUGCUGGCGUCGUGAAGCCCGACAUCGUGUUCUUUGGGGAGCCGCUGCCCCCGAGGUUCUUGCUGCAUCUGGCUGACUUCCCCAUGGCAGAUCUGCUGCUCAUCCUCGGGACCUCCCUGGAGGUGGAACCUUUUGCCAGCUUGUCUGAGGCUGUGCGGAGCUCAGUGCCCCGACUGCUCAUCAACCGGGACUUGGUGGGGACCUUGGCGAGGCAUCCUCGGGGCAGGGAUGUGGUCCAGCUGGGGGACUUGGUUCAUGGUGUGAAAAGGCUGGUGGAGCUUCUGGGCUGGACCGAGGAGAUGCAGGACCUCAUCCAGCAGGAGACUGGAAAGUUUGAUGGUUGGGACAAAUAGGAGGGCUGUACCAGAAGUGGUUACGUGGGAGUCACUGCCCUCUUCCAACAACGCCUUGUGUCUGAAGAACAGCUUGGGCACAUUUACAAAUUUUGGCUGAACCAGAACAUGCAACUUGAGGUGGCCCCUGGAGUGUCCUUCUAGGUUGUAUGCUCUGUGCAUUUGGGUCACCCAGGCAUAGGGCAAAAGAGCUGCCUGGCCUGACUCUUCACUCUGCUGAAGCUUUUAAUGCCAAAAGCUUUCUUCUGACGGUGAUCCUUCUUGAACUCAGAGACGGACUGGAACCCCAGACUGGACUCUAUCUGAAGGGCGGGCUCAGCAUCUGUCCACUGGAAAGACCCAGGCACAACCCAGGUGUGUGCCUGGGGCCCAGGUAAUGUGCUUGGGUUUUCUAGCACGUUGGUCUGUUUAGUAGGUUCAUUUUUAAGUUUGUCCUUUCUGGCAUGAAAUAAAUUUUAAUAUAGAAAGUG
Messenger RNA from Phacochoerus africanus (Common warthog), 2364 nucleotides. RefSeq names its product sirtuin 3 (gene SIRT3). NCBI's taxonomy places the organism in Eukaryota, Metazoa, Chordata, Mammalia, Artiodactyla, Suidae. Gene Ontology annotation, molecular function: NAD+ binding; histone deacetylase activity, NAD-dependent. The transcript has 7 exons. The record is from RefSeq and is a predicted model, not a curated record. Bases 941 to 1894 code for a protein of 317 amino acids.